UUAGAAAAUGUUGUAGAUCAGAAACGGUCGUCAGCUGUUGACUCUUGGGACUUUGCUUUCAUGGUUGGAUGAUCGCAAAACUUCUUCAGAAGUUUUUGUGGUCCGUCUUCCAAAUUCAGGUCGUGAAAAAAAGAAACCGCCAACAUGUCUGAGAAAAAGAUGACAUCGAGCCGCAGGCAUCAUCUGAAGAGUUUGAUGCUGCAGAUUGCGGCGAGCUGGAUUGAACAGGAGAAGAAGGACAAUGCAGCUGCCAAGCAGGCCUACAUGGCUGAACACUGCUCCGGACCAGACCUGGGCGGAGACCACGCCACCCUCAUGGAAACCUGUAAAAAGCUGCACUCCCUCAUCGACAAAAUCGAUGAAGAGAGGUACGACUUGGAGGCCAAAGUGGGCAAGGCCGAUAAAGAGAUCGAUGACCUGAAGAUCAAAGUGGUCGACCUGGCCGGAGUGAAGAAACCCGCUCUGAAGAAAGUUCGCAUGUCCGCUGACGCCAUGCUGAAAGCUCUGCUGGGCUCCAAACAUACGGUCAACCUGGACCUGAGGGCCAACCUGAAGCAGGUCAAGAAGGAGGUGAAAGAGGAGCCUGCAGAGGCAGUCGGUGACUGGCGUAAGAACAUUGAGGACAAGGCCGACAGGAAGAAGAUGUUCGAGAGUGCCUAAAGAAUUUAUCUCUGUUCUCUUAGUCGCUUUGGGCUGUUCGCACUUUUUAUGGAAUUUAUAAAAUUUUUCAUUGACUUGAAAUAUAUUUUGUUUCAUUAAAUCUGUGAGUUUCA
Toxotes jaculatrix (banded archerfish) is the source of this 773-nucleotide messenger RNA. Its product is annotated as troponin I, fast skeletal muscle-like. Gene Ontology annotation, biological process: muscle contraction. Gene Ontology annotation, cellular component: troponin complex. NCBI's taxonomy places the organism in Eukaryota, Metazoa, Chordata, Actinopteri, Toxotidae. Bases 145 to 660 code for a protein of 171 amino acids. The record is from RefSeq and is a predicted model, not a curated record. The transcript has 7 exons.